UUCAGUUUCAUUCCACAUCCACACAGUGGAACGAUCGCACGAGGACAAAUACUUGCCUGCCUGGAUCGAAGGACGAGCAGUGUAGUGCCGCUGACAGUCACUCACGAGAUCUGACAAAGAUGCAGACCGCUAGUCCGUCCUCGAUGGCCUUCCGCCGGGCACUGAACUCGUGGGCGUCGGAGGAGCUUGAUCCGAACGUGGAUGACCAGCCGUACUUUGACAGCUUUAACGGGAACGAUCCGAUUCGACAGGGUGGCGUGCGCAACAUUUACGCGCGCGAGAACAUCGGCCUCCUCUUCAACUACAUCUGCACAGGAUGGGCCGAAGCGAUUCUCCCCGCGACCAUCUAUCCGUUCAUGACCAACUACCUCAACAUGGACGGGUAUCAGACCCAGGCCGCGAUCGUGCUCAUCACGUUCCCGUACAUCCUCAAGACGUUCUUCGCCAUUCUGUCCGACUGUUUGCCGAUCAUGGGGCGGCGGCGCAUCCCGUACCUCAUAAUCGGCUGGUCCAUCUGCCUCUGCUUCCUCGUCAGCUGUGUGUUUGUACCCCAGACCGACGCGUACUGGAAGCACGGCGACUUGAACACCUUCCGCGACAACGAGUCCCUCCGCACGGUGCUCAACCCGAACGCACCCAAUGGCGGCUUUGGCUACGUGCUCAUGAUGAUGGGUGCGACGGCCGGUUUCUGCAUGGCCGACUCGGCGGGGGACGCCGUGAUGGUCGAGUUCGCGCAGCGCGAGCCGGAAAACAUCCGCGGGACCACGCAGACCAUCAUCACCCUCGCCAAGUUUGUCAGCGGCGGCGUCGCGGCCGCCAUCAUCGCCGUGUGCUUCAACGGCGUCGAGUACGGCGGCACGUUCAGCUGGACCUUGAGCUUCAACCAAGUGAUGCUCGUCGCAGCGGUGGCUCCAGUCGUUGGCAUCGCCACGUCCUACUUCAUUCCGGACCCGCCCAUCAACUCGGACGACGACGACGUCCAGACCUUCCGCGAAACCUUCUCCGAUUUAUGGAAUGCCGCCAAGAAGCGCGCCGUGUGGCAGCUCAUGGCGUUCAAUUUCCUCAACGCGUUCUUCUUUGAUGCGGUCGCGGCGCCGUCCGACGUGAUCAAGCGCACAUGGGCCCAAGUCCCCCCUAUUGUUGACGGCGUGUUCAAUAAUAUUUUUGCCGUGUUCUUGUUUGCGCUGGCGAUGCACCUCACGCGCAGCCACUUUUUGCACUCGGACUGGCGGCUCGUGAUCUUUGUGACGACGGUCGUGACCGUGGCCAUCCAGUGGACGGUGGACUUCGUCAUGGUAUUCGACGUUGUGCGGUCCCCAGAGUUCUACGUCGGCGUGCCCCUCACGUACCAAGUGCCCGUGGCCAUCCGCAACGUAGUCGUCACGUUCGCGACCGUCGAAAUCGCCGACGAGCGCUUCGAAGCAUCCACGUAUGCGUUGAUUUCCACCAUGAACUUGGCCGCAGGUCCAAUCUCAACAUCGCUGUUCAAACAGAUCGACGCGAGCUUCCUCGCGUACAAGGAGGACAUUGCCAAGGACACGCCCGAGGUGCGGUGGGAGGUGGCGUACUGCCUCAUAAUCUGCUACUGCGCGCGGUUGUUUUCAAAUGUGACGCUGGUCCUCCUUCCGCGGCAGAAAAAGGAGGCGCAGGAGCUCAAGCUCAAGGGCAAUACGCACUCGCAGCUGGCGCUCGUCACGUUCCUCGUGGGGGUGUUCGCGCUGCUGUGGGGCGUCGUCACCAACGUCAUGUCCAUCUACCCCGGCACGUCCUGCCUCCCCAUCGCAGGCGGCCCCGGCUGCUGCUCGGACGGCACGCCCGCCAUCCACCGCGGCAGUACCACCGCUUGUUAGAGACACACACCAUAUUAUGUAAGAAGAAAUUGCCGCAAUAUUUAUAUAUAUUAUAGAUCAAUAGUUUUCACUGGAAAU
Messenger RNA from Aphanomyces astaci, 1928 nucleotides. RefSeq lists its product as hypothetical. Lineage: Eukaryota; Oomycota; Saprolegniomycetes; Saprolegniales; Verrucalvaceae. The transcript is spliced from 5 exons. The coding region runs from base 120 to 1850 and encodes 576 amino acids. The record is from RefSeq and is a predicted model, not a curated record.